Cetraspora pellucida is the source of this 726-nucleotide messenger RNA. Lineage: Eukaryota; Fungi; Glomeromycota; Glomeromycetes; Diversisporales; Gigasporaceae. The record is from the annotation of a GenBank genome assembly.
AUGAAGCUCGACCUAAUAUUAAAUACAAAUAAAACAAAUAUAUCAAAUAUUGAAGUAUCUUAUGAUCUUAAUAUCACACAAACAUCACUUACAGUUUUACAAAAAACUUUACCUCAAAGCUAUAAUUAUAUUAUCGAUUUAUUUAAAGUGGCUCAACCUCAUAAUUUUUUGGGUACUCAUGCAGAACUAUUUACAGCAAAAUUUCACAUAAAUAUUUGUACAGUUAAUGAUGCCAAGACAUGGCUUGAUGAUAAAACAAAAGAAGCAUUCUUUGAGCUUUUUCAUGUCAGGCAUAGUCCUGCAAGUGCACAUUAUACAUAUUUGGAAGAGAUUCAGCUGAAGUAUGAAAAUGAUGAGGAAAUUUUAGCAGAUCGAACAACUUGUCCAAACAAACAAGAUAUUUAUUACCUUUAUCAAAUGUUCCUCAACAAGUCUAUCAGCACAAAAAAUGGAAAAGAAAUGUUUAAUCGUUUGGCUGAAGAAGUUAUGAAGUUUAAUGAUAGCAAAAAAAGAAGUGUCUGGAUGCAAUCUUAUAUUGCUCCAACAGAAUCCGAUUCUAGACAACUAUUUAUUUUUAUAAUUUUAACUGAUUUAAUGAAACAUUGUCACACUUUGCAACAAGUUAGUAAACUAGUAUAUAUAGACACAAUGGCUAGUCUUAACACCCUUAAUACACCAUUAACUAUCAUUUCAACAAGCAUGCCAGUUGGUGGCUUACCUUUAGCU